AUGCCACCCAAGUCUCAUAGCACCAGCCCCUCUGCAGUGGUGAUCCCACAGGAGGGCGGCUGCGCUCUGCAUACCCUGACCCUAGUGGGGGGGGGGGGGGGGGGGGGGGGUGGGGGGGGGGGUGGGUGGGGGGGGGGGGGCAGACACCUGACCCCGCCUGACCCCUCAGACCCUGACCCCACAGACCCUGACCCACAGACCCUGAUCCCACAACCCUGUCCCUACAGAACCCUGACCCCACAGACCUGA
This is a messenger RNA of Knipowitschia caucasica, 249 nucleotides long. The record is from the annotation of a GenBank genome assembly. Lineage: Eukaryota; Metazoa; Chordata; Actinopteri; Gobiiformes; Gobiidae.